AUGGGCAACUACAUCUCAUGCAGGCUGUCAGCUAAUACUGGAGGAGGAAAGCAUUGCAGAAAAUCAGGUGCAGUGACCAAGGUGGUGGUUCCGAGCGGCGAAAUUAGAGAGUUGAAUGAGCCGGUAAAGGCCGCGGAGGUGAUGCUCGAGACCCCAAACUUCUUCCUGGUAAACACAAAGUGUCUCCAUAUGGGCAGGAGGUUCUCUGCUCUCAAUGCCGAUCAGGACUUGGAGAUGGGCAGCGUUUACGUCAUGUUUCCCAUGAAGAGGCUCAACUCUACUGUCACAUCGUCUGACAUGGCUGCCUUGUUCCUCACCGCCGUUGCCACUCCAAAACCCAGACGGAAGCUUUCGGGUGGCAAGGUCAGGGUGCAGCCUGCUGACAAUGAUCAUCAUCACGAUCAAACCCCGAUCACUAAUAAGAUGGCGUGGCAAGAGGCAGUAGACGAGGGACCAAAGAUAAAUCUGGAUGAUAUCGAAGACUUCUCGGCUCCAGAGUUCAUGCAUCGAUUAUCCAUGAGUAGGUCUAAGAAGCCAUUGUUGGAGACCAUAACAGAAGAGCCUUUCAGUGUUUGUUCAAGGUGA
Argentina anserina (silverweed cinquefoil) is the source of this 585-nucleotide messenger RNA. RefSeq lists its product as uncharacterized. The transcript has a single exon. The record is from RefSeq and is a predicted model, not a curated record. The coding region runs from base 1 to 585 and encodes 194 amino acids. NCBI's taxonomy places the organism in Eukaryota, Viridiplantae, Streptophyta, Magnoliopsida, Rosales, Rosaceae.